Neomonachus schauinslandi (Hawaiian monk seal) is the source of this 555-nucleotide messenger RNA. It is a transcript of the gene KCNMB3, whose product is annotated as potassium calcium-activated channel subfamily M regulatory beta subunit 3. NCBI's taxonomy places the organism in Eukaryota, Metazoa, Chordata, Mammalia, Carnivora, Phocidae. The record is from RefSeq and is a predicted model, not a curated record. Gene Ontology annotation, biological process: potassium ion transport; detection of calcium ion. Gene Ontology annotation, cellular component: voltage-gated potassium channel complex; membrane. Gene Ontology annotation, molecular function: potassium channel regulator activity; calcium-activated potassium channel activity.
AUGCAUGGAUUACAUGAGUAUCUUACAACCAACCUCCAGGAUGACUUACAAUAUGAAGCAACUGAAGUUCAGUUUCAGAACAUGAAGGAAAAGACAGGGACAGCCUUUUCUGCCUCAGGGAGGAAUAGAAAUAUAGACCGCAAUGAUGGAGACCUCCCAGAUGUGCACAAGAAGCUGCCCUCCAGCGCUGGAGAGGACUGAGCCGUGCUGCUAGGGUUUGCAAUGAUGGGCUUCUCUGUCCUCAUGUUCUUCUUGUUUGGAAUCACCAUCCUAAAGCCUUCCUUGCUAAGCACUCAGAGGGAAGAAUCAAACUGCACUAUCAUCCACACUCAUAUCAUGGAUGACUGGAUAGACUGUGCUUUCACCUGUGGUGUGGACUGCCGAGGCCAGGGCAAGUACCCAUGUCUUCAGGUGUUUGUGAACCUCACGCAUUCAGGUCAGACUCUCCUACAUUAUAAUGAAGAAGCUGUCCAGAUAAACUCCAAGCGUGAGGUUACAGACUGCAAAGUUAAAGAAAAGCAGACAUUGACAGUUUCUGAUGAGCACAAACAGUAA